AUGGGCGCCGCGCCGGCCCCGGUACCGGAGGCCAGCCCAGCAAAGCCCAUGCGCGCGCCGAACCCGGCGCUGCUCUUUGAUGUCCUGCAAGAGGAUGACGAUUCGAUGCGGCAGCAGAAACUCCAUCGUGCCUCGAUCGACAUCGCCCCCGGCGCCCCCGCCUGGCGCUCACGCCGCGAGGCGUCCGCCGCAGCCGCGUUCGGCGCCGCGGCGUCGGCGGACGGGACCACGCCCCGCAGCCCCGGGCCGGACGCUGCCGCGAGUGCGGCUGCCAGCAGCGUGAGCGGGGUGGUGAGUGGCGAUGUGGCGUUCCCCGAGACGGCGCUGAUGGCUCUGGAGGCGCAGCAGCGGCAGCAGGAGCAGGAGCACCAGCAGCACGAGGGUGUGAAUGGCACCCAACCUCACCACCAGCAGAAACAGCAGCAGCAGCAGGAGCCGCAGCAGCCACCGGUCGGCGGCGGCGGCGGCGCGGCCCCCCCCGCCCUGCGCCGAGUCGACAGCGCAGAGAGCAGCAUCGGCGCCGCCACCCCGACCUCCGCCGCCGCGGCCGACGCCGCUGCGGGGGCGGGGGCAGGCGAGGCGGAGGCCGCCGGCGUCAUCGGCGGCGCCCCCCAGUUCGGGAUGACGCCCGCUGAGGUGCUGCAGGAGCUGCUGGGGCCGCUGUACGUAGAUGCAACACGGCUGACGAUGGGCGACCUGCUCGGCCAAGGCGGUUUUGCAGAGGUCCACCGCGCAACGCUCACAGAUCCCGCCCUGCCCGGCUUUGAGGAGCCCGUCGCAGUUAAGACGCUGCGGCCGGACGUGCUGAGGAGCCCCCAGGAGCUGCGGGAGUUCCUGGCAGAGGCAAACCUGCUGAGAAAGAUGAUGCACCCGUGA
Messenger RNA from Monoraphidium neglectum, 876 nucleotides. RefSeq lists its product as hypothetical. The record is from RefSeq and is a predicted model, not a curated record. Gene Ontology annotation, biological process: protein phosphorylation. NCBI's taxonomy places the organism in Eukaryota, Viridiplantae, Chlorophyta, Chlorophyceae, Sphaeropleales, Selenastraceae. Gene Ontology annotation, molecular function: protein kinase activity; ATP binding. Bases 1 to 876 code for a protein of 291 amino acids. The transcript has 2 exons.